Molecule: messenger RNA, 2816 nt
Organism: Rosa rugosa (rugosa rose)
Lineage: Eukaryota; Viridiplantae; Streptophyta; Magnoliopsida; Rosales; Rosaceae
Product: protein PSK SIMULATOR 1-like
Exons: 13
Coding region: 532-2502 (656 amino acids)
Biological process (GO): positive regulation of growth
Source: RefSeq, a predicted model, not a curated record
GGUGACUUGGGGCUUUGACUACCAUCUCGUCUUCCUUUUCCUCUUCGCCCUCACACACCCACACACAAAGAGACACUCUUUUGUUCCAGAGCUACUACUCACCACACCUUCUACAGUGUAUAGAGAGAAUGAAGAGAGGUUUUUUUUUUUUUUUUGGCAAGAAGAGAGGUUGAAGGUUGAUAGUGAAUGAAGAGAGGUUGAAGGUUGAAAGUGAAAGAAGCAAACAAAAAAACUAAACUCUCUCACAAGUCACAAACACUAUUCCUGUUUGCAAUUGCAGGCGUUGCUUUUCAUUUUUCCUUCCUCAGCUCUUAUUAUACUCCAAAUAGCAAAGCCCAUCCAUCUAUCUUCCUCAAUCUAAUACUUCCCACAGAUCCAACUCUACAUGGACCUGAGCUGAUGGACUGGAGUGGCUACUUGGGUUUGAACAUGGCUGCUUUCUAUGUUAAUGACUUUGGAGUAGAUCAUUCUUGUUUUACAGCUUCCUGAGGAACCUCAUCACUUCAAUCUUGGGUGGGUUUUAAUUUUUGCAUGAAAUAUACUUGGUGGCUUUUCAUCACAAUGGGUGGGAUUUGCUCCAAGUCGAGGAGAUCCACUGUUGAGGAUGUCGCUGCAAAUGUUGCUUCCACUGUAAUCCUUCCUAAUCUUAAUGGACAUGCUAAUAAUGCCUCUGCUGGAGUGCCCCCCAAAGCGUCGCCGGUUAUUGAUGGGAUGGAUAAACAUAUACGAGACCCUUUUAUGGCGCCAGAGACCAAUACUAUGGUACCUUAUGGGCUCAUCACCGAUGAUGUCAAUGACGGCAUUCCUCAUUUGUCUAGAGCCUUGUCGCAAAAAAGUAGAGCUACCAAGUCUAAGCAGGCUGUUGCAAAGGUAUCAGAAGUGAGCUCCCGUCUGGGCAGGGCUGGUACUGCGGGACUUGGGAAGGCUGUGGAAGUUUUGGACACCCUUGGCAGUAGCAUGACAAAUUUAAACCCUAGUAGUGGUUUUACCUCUGGGGUGACAACAAAAGGGAACAAAAUUUCAAUUUUGGCUUUUGAAGUUGCAAACACAAUUGUUAAGGGUUCAAAUUUAAUGCAAUCCCUUUCAAAGGAUUACAUCAAACAUUUGAAAGAGGUUGUGCUUCCAUCUGAAGGGGUACAGAAUUUAAUAUCGAGAGAUAUGGAUGAACUCCUGAGAACUGCUGCAGCUGACAAGAGAGAAGAACUUAGUGUCUUUUCGGGAGAAGUUGUGCGUUUCGGAAAUCGUUGUAAAGAUCCUCAGUGGCACAAUUUGGAUCGCUACUUUGAGAAAUUGGGUUCAGAACUUACACCUCAAAGGCAAUUGAAGGAGGAUGCAGAAAUAGUGAUGCAACAAUUGAUGGCCUUAGUCCAGUAUACAGCUGAAUUAUAUCAUGAGUUGCACGCAUUGGACAGAUUUGAACAAGAUUAUCGGCGUAAACUUCAAGAGGAGGACAACUCCAAUACCACCCAAAAAGGUGACAGCCUUGCAAUUUUAAGAGCUGAGUUGAAAAGUCAAAGGAAGCAUGUGAGAAAUUUGAAGAAAAAAUCACUCUGGUCUAGGAUUCUGGAAGAGGUCAUGGAGAAGCUUGUGGACAUUGUGCAUUACUUACAUUUGGAGAUCUAUGAAGCAUUUGGCAUUGCUGAUACUGAUAAACCUGUGAAAGGAUCUCAGAACCAUCACAAAAAGUUGGGGUCUGCUGGUCUUGCCUUGCAUUAUGCAAAUAUUAUCACACAAAUUGAUACUCUUGUGUCUCGGUCAAGUUCUGUGCCUCCAAACACACGAGAUACGUUAUAUCAAGGGCUGCCACCUGGUAUAAAGUCUGCUCUGCGCUCAAAACUACAGUCAUUUCAGGUUAAGGAAGAGCAUACAGUCCCUCAAAUCAAAGCUGAAAUGGAGAAAACUUUGCAGUGGCUUGUUCCCAUUGCCGCUAACACAACAAAAGCUCAUCAUGGCUUCGGUUGGGUCGGAGAAUGGGCAAACACUGGGUCUGAGAUGAACCGAAAACCUACUGGUCAGACCGACUUGCUGAGGAUUGAGACACUACACCAUGCUGAUAAAAAUAAAACUGAGUCUUACAUUCUUGAGCUGGUAGUGUGGCUUCAUCAUCUGGUCAACCAAGUGAGAGUUGGAAAUAAUGGAAUCAGAUCUCCUGUUAAGUCCCCUAUUUGCUCCCCAAACCAGAGGACAAUUCAUUUAUCUACAAACAAGCCCAGCUGCCCAUCCCCCAUAUUAACGGUUGAAGAUCAAGAAAUGCUUAGAUAUGUAAGUAAGAGAAAACUGACACCGGGGAUUAGUAAAAGUCAGGAAUUUGACACUGCAAAGACCAGGUUCAGUGAGUACCAUAGGUUAAGUAAGAGUAGUAGCCACUCUCCAACAAGUGAGCGUAGGAAGGAUCCUUUUCCCAUAAGGAGGCUAUCCUCCGUGCCUGUCAUUAACUUUGAUAUCGACAGGAGCAAAGCAUUGGAUCUCAUUGAUCGAGUGGACACAAUUCGAAGUAUCUGAGAAUUGGCAGGUAAAAAUGCAGAUGCGAAGUGUUCAUGUGUAUGUCUAAUACGUCCAACUGCGACAAUUUUUCCUUGGGUGCGCUCCUAGGUUGUGGCGAUGGUGAUGUUGUGUUAGUAAGCAAAUGCUGAGUGAUAAGUCACUGGCUUUUUGGAUGUUAAAAUCUAGGGCGGUAAAUGUAUUCAAUGUAAGUCGAACUCUGUAGAUGUGGAAAUGGAAAAGGAUGUUGAGUUAUAGUUUCCUUUGUUUUCUGUAUGUACAGAACAUUCAAAUAAUAAGUAAAAGUUUAAGGUUUCCCUUUUCUAGUUUUUAAA